Drepanopeziza brunnea f. sp. 'multigermtubi' MB_m1 is the source of this 1671-nucleotide messenger RNA. The record is from RefSeq and is a predicted model, not a curated record. NCBI's taxonomy places the organism in Eukaryota, Fungi, Ascomycota, Leotiomycetes, Helotiales, Drepanopezizaceae.
AUGUCAACAGAACAUGUAGGCCAAAUGGGCAACAAGGCGACGCUCGAUAAUCGAUUCCAGGCUCCGAGCUACAGAUCUAUCCGCUUCAGACUACGCUCCCGCCAUCUCGUCCUUGCGGGCCUCAUACUCUGUGUAUAUUUCUAUACUUCCUCCUCCUUCUACGGCGUCUCCUACUCCAAAUUCACCAGCCGGCGCCCGUAUCAAAUCCAGGCCAGAUUUCCUGUCGAGCAUUCCGUUGCCAGGAAGCUGCGACUGGAGCGCCGAAGUCAAGUCGAAGAUGCUUUCAAGCAUUCAUGGAAAGGAUACAAAGACCAUGCCUGGAUGCACGACGAGGUCAUGCCCGUCUCGGGAGGGCAAAAGGAUCCGUUCGUAGGCUGGGCCGCGACGCUGGUCGAUUCACUGGACAGUCUCUAUAUAAUGGGAUUGAAGGAUGAGUUCGCAGAGGCCCUGCAGGCGCUGGAGCAGAUCGAUUUCUCGAAGCCGAACGCAGAUAAAGUCCCCGUGUUUGAGGUUACUAUAAGGUAUCUUGGGGGCCUACUGGGUGCAUGGGAUGUCAGUGGACAUCGACAUCCUAUUCUUCUGCAGAAAGCCAGGGAGCUGGGGGAUUUUAUUGCAAAGGCAUUCGACACUACCAGCGGGCUGCCUGUCCCCUACUACUUUUGGAAGAAUGCCACAGAUGAAAAACUACUCAACAAAGAUGGCGUUGUGAUUGCACAAAUUGCAAGCUUGAGUAUGGAGUUCAUUCGGUUGAGCCAGGUCACAGAGAGUCCAAAGUAUGCCGCCUUGAUUCAGACUAUUACCGACCAACUUGCCUUCACGCAAAAGCUCACAGACUUGCCCGGCAUGUGGCCCCUCACAGCGAAUUGCUCAGCAGACUACUUGUCAUUCCAAGAUAGUAGGUUCUCGCUUGGCGUCUUAGCAGCCCGUGAAAUAGACUCGGCGUUCGAGUACCUGCCCAAAGCGCAUCUGUUGAAUCACCACAGAUCAAAUCAAUACAUUGAUAUGUAUCGCAUGGCUUUUUCUACAUUUAGUAAACACUUGUUUUUCCGACCACUACUCCCAGGGAAUCCAGACAUCCUCAUGUCGGGCAACAAAGAUAUGUCUGAAGAUCCGCCGCUUCUUGAUGGGCAAUUCCAGCAUCUUGCCUGCUUCGUCGGCGGUAUGGUAGCUCUAGGAUCUCGAAUCAGCAAUUCAAAGAAAGAGCUAGAAACUGCCUCCAAGUUGACCGACGGGUGUGUUUGGGGCUACAGCAACACGUUGUCGGGGAUAAUGCCGGACUUCUCACACGUUGAGCCGUGUGAUCCAGACGGCCUCUGUAUCUGGACAGGCGCAGGUAAUGGUUUCAAAGCCGUCGACGAUCCAUCCUACCAGCUCCGCCCAGAAGCGAUCGAGUCGGUCUUCAUCAUGUAUCGCUUAACAGCGGACCCGAUCUGGAUGGAAAAGGGCUGGAAGAUGUUUGAGGCUGUUUCCAAGCACACAAAGACGGACAUUGCUCACGCACGUUUGGUAGAUGUUAUGACCAUGGAGCCACAGCACGAGGACUCCAUGGAAAGCUAUUGGCUGGGGGAAACUUUGAAGUAUUUCUAUCUGCUGUACAGCGAGCCGGGCUUGAUCAGCCUCGACGAGUUUGUGUUGAAUACCGAGGCUCACCCUUUUCGAUGGGCUGGCUGA